GCUAAACUAAGGUCAAUGAAAAAAGACCAUUUUAUUAUAAAAGAGGCGAAACCAGCUAUAUCAGAUAUACAGCUACCAACGGGCUUGGAUAUUCUUCAACACUUAAUAUAUAACCAACAAUGUCAAUCUGCAUCAGUAUCUAAUAUAAUUGCUUGUCCUCUUAAAAAAAAUUUUUCAAGAUGUUCAGAUAGUUGCUGUGAAUGUAUUUUAUCUAAAAUCAAGAGAUCCUGGAUUAAAGCUGGAUUUGAUGUGUUAACUGAUUUAGUUUUAGUUAAGAAACAUUUUAAUUUGCACAAGUCUUAUUCCAACUUAAAAAAAAAUGCAAAACGAGGAACUAGUGGUGAUUUGGCUAAACAAAACGAAUUUGAGAUUGAAAUAAAAAAACUAUUUUGGGCUGGUAAUUCUAAUCUUAAAAACAUCAUCAGUCAAGAUAAAAAAAGAUCCCUUAGAGACAAGAUUGAAGAUUUAAAAUUUCUUGAAGAUCAGGAAGGUCAAAGAAAGUUUGUUAUUGGUUCAGAAGAUAUUAAGUAUAGAAAAAAGGCAAAAGAAAGUAUAAGGAAGAAAAAUUGUUUACAGCCUAUUAGUUUUGGAGAUGAUCUACCCAACGUUGAAGUUAUAGACACAGAUCCAAGUGAGGAUUCUUCAAUUGAAUCUGAUUUUGAUCCAGGCGAUUGGUAUCAUAUAGAAGUUUCUGAAAACCCAGACACAGUAAUUGCAAAAAUUCCGAAAGAUAUUUUUGCUGGUAAUGUUUCUCUUACUGCAACAGCCUGUGAUAUAUCACCAAAUGUUUUACAGAAAGUAACAAAUGCAAUUCUAUAUCAAUCAGGUGUUGACCUCAAAGAAGUUAAAAGCAGUCAGUCUACCGCAUAUAGAAAAAUGAAAAAAGAAAACAAACACAUAUCAACCAUUGCAAAAGAAGAUGUUAAAGUAGCCAUUGAUGCAUCUCCAUAUCCAUGUAUAAUUCAUUUUGAUGGCAAGACAUUGUUUGAACUGAACAAAAGGAAAAUAUUAAAGAGGGAUAGAAUGGCAGUUUUAGUUAACAUUAAUGGAGAUUCUUACCUACUUUGGAGUACCUCCACUGUUAUCAUCCACCGGUGAAGAUCAGUUUUGUGGUAUAAUAGAUUUAAUUAAAGAAUAUCAACUUACAUCAAAAACUCGAGGAAUAUGCUUCGAUACAACAUCAUCCAAUACUGGGACAAAUAAAGGAUCUGUUUCAAGAAUAUCUAAAGAAAUGGAUAAAUAUCUCCUCCAAAUAGCCUGUAGACAUCAU
Hydra vulgaris (swiftwater hydra) is the source of this 1270-nucleotide messenger RNA. Lineage: Eukaryota; Metazoa; Cnidaria; Hydrozoa; Anthoathecata; Hydridae. The record is from RefSeq and is a predicted model, not a curated record.